Molecule: messenger RNA, 1482 nt
Organism: Verticillium dahliae VdLs.17
Lineage: Eukaryota; Fungi; Ascomycota; Sordariomycetes; Glomerellales; Plectosphaerellaceae
Product: ATP-dependent protease
Exons: 3
Coding region: 1-1482 (493 amino acids)
Source: RefSeq, a predicted model, not a curated record
AUGUCCUCCGAAACGCCAGAAGCCUUCGAGAGUAGGCCGUCCGACCUGACCUCCCAUCCUGCCCACGAGGCGGACGGUGAGAAGUCACAUGGAACCACCAGCAAGCCCAUCCUGGCCGACCAGGUGCGCGCCGUCAUUCGUCUGAUACAGUGCCGAAAAUGUUCCUACCCCCUGAACGACCCCGUUACGCUGCCCUGUGGUCGCAGUCUUUGCCGAGAAUGCCUGCCAGAGUCGCGCACGAGGGAACACAUCUCCUACCCCGCGACGCCAGCCCGCCUUCAGGGCUUCGACUGCCCCUUUCCCGAAUGUGGUAAACAACACGCCCUGAGCGAUACCAGCGCGGAUGUCGUUUUGAGCAAAGCAAUCGAACACUUCAGGAACGCCAUAUUGCAGGGCCAAAGCCUCGAGGCCUUGGACAGCAUUCUCACGAACGUAUCGAUACAAGACGAAGACGAAAGGGCGGUCGCGGGCCUAAGCUCCAUGGCGGAGAGGAAUCACAAAUCCACAUUGGUCAGGGGAGGGAAGCUCGUCGCCACAUACACCUUGGCCGAACAGGGCGAGCUGAAGUAUGCUGCAGAGGUGUCGUUUGCCGAGGUUUCCCUGACUGGCGAUGAGGCGGCUCUCGUCGACGAGGCUGUCUUUAUGCAAGUCAAGGAGUCGGUACGCACCGAGAUGGACUGCCAGGUCUGUUACGCACUCUUCUAUGAUCCUUUGACGACGGUCUGUGGCCACACCUUCUGCCGUUCAUGCCUCCACCGCGUCCUCGACCACUCACUCUACUGCCCCAUCUCGGCUGAGGCGUUGAAUCGACAUCGAGAGUUUGACAUUCCCGUCUUCGUCUGCACGCUGGCAUUCCCAAUGAUGCCAACGUUCCUUCACAUCUUUGAGCCAAGGUAUCGACUCAUGAUAAGACACGACGCUCCGUUUGUUGAGUACGGUACACUUCUCCGCAUUGUGAAUGCGGAAUAUUUCCCAGACGGCCGCAGCUUGAUCGAAACCAUCGGAAUAUCUCGUUUCAAGGUUGUGAGGCAUGGGGUCCUCGAUGGCUACAUGGUCGGCAAGAUUGAUCGCAUCGACGACGUCAGCAUCGCGGAAGAAGAAGAGCUUGAAGUCCAAGAACUUCAACACUCAUCUUUGCAACGUGUCGCCAGCAACACAUCGCAACAGAGUGGCUCGGGGACACCACCCAGAGUAACAACGACGACGGAGGAUCUUGCGAGGAUGCCUACCCGGGAUUUACUUGACUUUGCCGUUUCAUUUGUGCAAAGGAUGAGCCAGCAGAGUGUUCCCUGGCUUGCCCAGCGCAUACUUACAAUCUAUGGGGAAUGCCCAGUUGACGCAGCCCAGUUCCCCUGGUGGUUUGCCAGCAUUCUUCCCGCCAAGGAACCCGAGAAGUACAGGUUAUUAGGAACACAGAGUGUUCGCGAACGACUUAAAAUCUGCUGCGCCUGGGUCCUUGAGUGGGAAGCCAAUAGGUGGUAA